AUGGAUGACCAUGUCGUGGGUGUCCUCGGUGGCGGCCAGCUGGGGCGCAUGUUGGUGGAGGCAGCGAACCGUCUCAAUAUUCAGGUCGGGAUCCUCGAUGUCGACAGCGCUCCCGCAAAAUAUCUUGCCAAAUCUGACAAGCAUGUCACUGGAUCCUUUGCGAAUGCGUCUGAUGUCAAAGCUCUGGCUUCUAAGUGCGACGUGCUAACCUAUGAGAUCGAGCACGUCGACACCAAGAUUCUUGAAGAACUGGAAGCGGGGAGACCAUAUGUCGAGGGAACCAAGUGGUCCAGGUUCCAACCCAGCUGGCACACAGUUAGGACGAUCCAGGACAAAUUUACGCAGAAGCAGCAUUUUGCGAAAUAUGCAAUUCCCAUCUCCAAAUCCACCGCAGCCAGCUCGUCGCAGCAAGGGCUGAUAGAUGUCGGCGACAAGCUUGGAUACCCAUUCAUGUUGAAAUCUCGAACCCAAGCCUACGACGGGAGAGGUAAUUUCCCGGUCAAGUCGCUAUCUGAUAUAGGACCUGCCAUCUCGGCCCUGGCGGAACGGCCUCUGUAUGCGGAGAAAUGGGUGCAUUUCAAAAUGGAGCUCGCUGUCAUGGUUGUGAAAACAGCCCAGGAAGACGACCCAGACGCGUGGGAGAAGAACACCUUGGCGUACCCUACCGUCGAAACCAUUCAUGAAGACAGUAUCUGCAAGCUUGUUUAUGUUCCGCCUCGGGAUGUCUCGCAGCAAGUGGCACGCGCAGCACAGGACCUAGCUCGGCGUGCUGUUUCCACCUUUCGCGGUACCGGCGUCUUCGGCGUUGAAUUGUUCCUUCUCCCUGACAACAGUCUGCUCGUCAACGAAAUUGCGCCCCGACCGCACAACUCGGGACAUUACACCAUCGAGGCUUGCCACAUGUCCCAGUUUGAAGCACAGAUCCGUGCUAUUCUGCCGGACCUAGCCUCCAAGAUACCUGCCGGCGCGACAGAACUGACGGUCAAGGCGGCGAUGAUGUUAAAUAUCCUCGGAGGACCGCAGCCUGAUUCACAUAUGCUGGUCGCCAAAGCCGCACUAGACGUGCCAGGCGCUAAGAUCCACCUCUACGGAAAGGGCGAAGGCCGACCUGGACGGAAGAUGGGACAUAUCACAAUCACCGGAUCAAGCUUAUCGGAAUGUGAGAUUAAAAUGCACCCUUUGAUUCAAAUGGUCGACGCAAUACGCGUGCACCGCAACGACAGAUCUAUUCAGCCAUCUACAGACUCAAUUCUGAAGACUCGGGCAGAGCUUCUUGAUAUGAAUCCUGCGCCGUCUCCUCGAGCCGUCAUUGCCGUAGUGAUGGGAUCUGACACCGAUCUGGCUACACUUCGCCCGGGUCUAGCACUACUCGACACCAUGGACAUCCCUUACGAAGUACACAUCACCUCGGCUCACCGCACGCCACAGUACAUGCUCGACUUUGGCAAGGCUGCGGCCAGUCGUGGAUUUAAAGCCAUCAUUGCCGCGGCGGGCGGAGCAGCACAUCUACCCGGCAUGAUGGCCUCGGAAACCACAGUGCCGGUAAUUGGCGUGCCCGUGAAAGCCAGCUCCUUGGAUGGGCUGGACAGUUUAAUGAGUAUUGUGCAAAUGCCACGCGGAAUUCCUGUGGCGACGGUGGGAAUUGGGAAUUCUGUCAAUGCGGCGAUACUGGCGGCGAGGAUUGUGGGAUCAAGCGAUGAGAAGGCACGGAAGUGGGUAGCUGAUCAUCUGCACAAGAUGGACGACGAGAACAUGGAGAAGGAGCAUCGGUUGCAGAGAGAAGGCUGGAAGGUCUACAAGAAACUGGAUGGUUGA
This is a messenger RNA of Cladophialophora psammophila CBS 110553, 1815 nucleotides long. RefSeq lists its product as uncharacterized. The record is from RefSeq and is a predicted model, not a curated record. The transcript has a single exon. NCBI's taxonomy places the organism in Eukaryota, Fungi, Ascomycota, Eurotiomycetes, Chaetothyriales, Herpotrichiellaceae. Gene Ontology annotation, biological process: 'de novo' IMP biosynthetic process. The coding region runs from base 1 to 1815 and encodes 604 amino acids. Gene Ontology annotation, molecular function: ATP binding; phosphoribosylaminoimidazole carboxylase activity; metal ion binding.